UGCGAGCGUUCUCGAGUUAUUCGUUAUUGCACGGCGCACGGGCGGCCGCGUAUCGGGGCGCUGCCUGCGCGGACUGUACCAACGGACGCUAUGGGAGACUCCGUAGCCGGCGUAGGCUCAGUUGGCAGCAGUACGCACAGCGAGUAGCAUCUACCAUGGCCGAUAUCUCGAAGGAGGAGCUGCGCAAGGAGAUCACCGCCAUCCUCAAGGAUGCCGACCUGACUACGAUGUCUGCUAAGAAAGUGAGGCAACAGAUCGAAGAGAAACUCGAUGUUGACCUCAUAGAAAGGAAAAAGGAGGUGGAUGAUUUAGUCAUGGAAUGCCUCCAAGAGAAACAGGAUGGAGGAAAGAAAAAGAAGAAGGCCGCUAGUGAAGAGUCCGAGGAUGGCGAAGAGGAAGAGGAAGAAGGAUCUGAAGAAGAGGAGGAGGAGGAGGAGAAAAAGCCAGCUAAGCGAAAUCCUGCUAAAAAGACUCCUAACAAGCGUAAGAAGGGAUCCUCCGAUGAUGAGGAAAGCGCUAGCGAUGAUGAUGCUAGCGACGAGGAAUACAGUCCAAAGAAACCUAAAGUUACACCUAAAAAAACUAAGCCCGGAAAGAAAGGAAAGAAGAAGGGAAGCGAUAGUGAUAGCGACGAGGACUGGGGUAAAAACAAAAAGGCUCCGGGUAGUACAGCAAAGAAGGGAGGUGGUAGCAAAGGCAAGGGAGGGGGUUACACGCGUGCUAUCACGUUGUCUCCGGAGCUCGCCGCGGUUGUUGGCGCAGAACAAAUGGCUCGACAUGAGGUCGUGAAGAAAGUAUGGAGUAUCAUCAAAGAGAGGAAUCUUUAUGACCCUAAGAAUAAACAGUUUGCGAUUUGUGACGAGGAAUUAAUGAAGGUAAUCGGCGUAAAGCGUUUCAGAACUUUUGGUAUGAUGAAAUAUCUCAAAAAUCACUUUGUAGAUUAAAUCAUUCUUCAAUCCCGAUCUCCGACAAGUUAUAUACAUAUAUAUAACAUAUUCCAGGGUGCGCCUCGUGCACCUCUUCAUCUUUCUCACACGAUACAUACAUAUACAUGAAACACAAAAGGUAUUUCUUGCGACUUAAGACUUUAGACCAUGUUUACACCAUUCCGACGUACUCUGCCGCUCAUUGUAACCAUUUUGUCCCAUUGAUGACUGCAAUAUCAUAUAUAUUGAUCUUGUAGACAUUAUUAUAGAUAUGACUCCUGACAAAUGCGUUGGUAAUACAAUUAUACAUAUAAUCUCUAACGAAUAAUCGCUAAUGUUCUUUGGCUCCACUUGAUAUUGGGACAAUUGUUACCAUGGACGUCCAGAUGAUUUCGAAAUGUGAAUGACAUUACAGUGGCCAAUAGUCAAUAAGCUGGUUUUAAGUCAUCUAAUUCAAAAUAAAUGUUAUAUCAUUUGUAUGGUCGUCAUUAAUAACAAUAUCUUACUCCUAAUGCAGUAACAUGGCGCGCGAUUAUAGCAAUGGCAUUAUUGAAUGAUAAACUAAAAAUGAAAUUUACUUUUUUAAGCACUUGUUUUGGUAUUUAAGAAGCUCAAUUUUAUGUUUUGUGACAUUUCAACUAACACAUUUAUUACGUUGGCGAUAUAUAAAAGCUUUGAAUAUAUUUAAAAUAUUAGAAAAAUA
Molecule: messenger RNA, 1629 nt
Organism: Vollenhovia emeryi
Lineage: Eukaryota; Metazoa; Arthropoda; Insecta; Hymenoptera; Formicidae
Gene: Non2
Product: upstream activation factor subunit spp27
Exons: 5
Coding region: 156-944 (262 amino acids)
Cellular component (GO): nucleus
Source: RefSeq, a predicted model, not a curated record